AUGCUCGCCCGCGCGUCUCCUCUCAUCCGUCUCUGGAGAAGAUCAACGAAGAUGAAGACGAGGACGACCGGGGUCACCCCAGCAGUGCUCAGGGCUAACGGGCCUCCGCAUGGCUUGCGCAGGUCGGUCAAACGCAUCCGCCAGCAAGACUUCGAGGAGGAAGAGUUUGCGUACGGGACUCAGUCUAAGCGGUACAAGCUGGAUGGGCAUGGCCCCGCGGACGACCUCGCAGCGCGCUACUCUCGCGGACCGACCCCCGACGUCCGCGGCUACAUCGCUCCCGACGACUACGAGCACGGCAUCCCUGACCCUCGCGCGCAAUCGCAGCAGCCCGACAGGCCGUACUCCCGCAUGUCCAAGGCGCACGUUCAUCCACAGGCUCACCCCGUACUCUUGGACCUUAUGGGACGUGGGGAGGCGCUGUACAAGCUCAUGGGGCAAGACCUUGGCGAGUUCGUGGAGGGCCAUGUGGACGUGUACGAGAGGCGAAGAAGAGAUGGUCCGAGUGCUCGAUGGAGGAGUGGACGGCUGGCGCAGAGGCGUAAAGCGAAGCUGUCCCUCUACGCCUCCCUUCAUUCCGCCGUCGCCUCCCAUAAACCCACGCUCGGCGAGCAAGAGAAGGCGCUGACGGAAGCGCGGGAGAGCCUGGUCCGAGAGGGAGGUGCGGUCGUUGGUGGAGGCGCGAUUGCAUCUGCCAUGCAGGCGGAGAAGCCGAACGGGGAGUAG
This is a messenger RNA of Fomitopsis serialis, 726 nucleotides long. RefSeq lists its product as uncharacterized. The record is from RefSeq and is a predicted model, not a curated record. Lineage: Eukaryota; Fungi; Basidiomycota; Agaricomycetes; Polyporales; Fomitopsidaceae. Bases 1 to 726 code for a protein of 241 amino acids. The transcript has 4 exons.